This is a messenger RNA of Penicillium daleae, 180 nucleotides long. RefSeq lists its product as uncharacterized. The transcript has a single exon. Bases 1 to 180 code for a protein of 59 amino acids. Lineage: Eukaryota; Fungi; Ascomycota; Eurotiomycetes; Eurotiales; Aspergillaceae. The record is from RefSeq and is a predicted model, not a curated record.
AUGCAGGAAGUCAAGCCAAGCCGUCCCGACAGCCCGUCCGCACACGAGGUUCCUAUCGAAGCCCAGCACCGAUAUCAGCGGCAGCAGAUAGUACAGAUGGCGAUUACGGCGGCGGUGCGGUCCGUGAAAGCGCAGCAGUUAUCAGACGAAGAGUUUUUAGCGCAAGAGGCACGGGAGUAG